AUGACGCCAAAACAAUCAUCGGUGAUGAAGGACAUCAAGGAGUAUCAGGCGGAGAACGACGACAUGUUUCAAUUGGAGUUGACAUCAUUUUUGUAUUCGAUUCCGAAAUCUCCAACUACACUUGUCCCAAAACCUUCUUCUACCGCUGAAGUCUCCCCUAAAAUCGUUGAUGUACUCGGAGAUGUCAACAUUCACCACUUCCGAAGAAUCCAUCGCCUUCAAUCAAUUCUGGGAUCAGUCUCAGUUGUCGGUUCAUCCGAUGGAACAAUCCACAUGUUCUCAGUGGAUUACAUCUCCCGAGGACUCGGAACCGUUGUUGAGAAAUACUCCAGAAUCACGAAUGUCAAACGAAAUGGAAUCGAAGAAGGUGCGAUUCGGACACUGUUGAAUUACUCUUCACAUGCUGAUGAUAAGAAGACCACUCAGACUCUGUUCCGAGCUUCUCAGGUGUCUCUAACAUACAAUUCGGACUCUGAGAUUUACCAUGGUGUCUCUUCAAAGUGUCGCCUUCUUCAUGAUGUUGAUGGUUUUAAAGAGGAAAUAAAUGGAUCCUCAAAUGGUUCUCAAUCUCACACACUGGAAUUUGGUGUUGUGCAAGAUGUUGAUCAUCUUGAUGCAAUUGGUGCUAUUGGUUUCAUCCCGCUUCUAUAAACAUGAAAGUGGACAAGGAUAAAAGAACUGGACACUUAUUUUUUUUCAAAGUUGUUUAUCUUAAGAACAAAACCAGGAACAAAACAGAUGCAUAUUCAUCGAGCUGUUGUAGUGUUGUUGUCAGUGACCUUUGUGCUAAUAUUUGGAGAGAUAUAUAACUAGUUAUUAGUGUUGUAUUAUAUUCCUUUUUACAUGAUCACGACUAAAGUAUUAUAAUAUAAUAGGUAAUUCCACAAGCAAUACCAAUAAGAUAUGGGCUUGUUGUGGGUGUUAAUUUUAUGGGGCUUGUCUUUGUCUUGAUGAUUGUUUACUAUCUCAAUGCUUAUCAUGUCGGAAAGGUAAUUUCUAAAGUGUAGUUGAUUAUUAA
This is a messenger RNA of Lactuca saligna, 1018 nucleotides long. Lineage: Eukaryota; Viridiplantae; Streptophyta; Magnoliopsida; Asterales; Asteraceae. The record is from the annotation of a GenBank genome assembly.